CGAGAGGAGGUGUGUGAACGGAGCAGCGUGUGUUUGAUCAACAUGAAAACCGUUCUAGAGAACCCGCUGGAGAUCCAUUAUGUCUCAGUGGAGGUGUUAGACGUUAACGACCAUUCUCCCAGCUUUCCCGAGAAAGAGAAUCGGUUAGAAAUAUACGAGUCCGCUUUACCUGGUGCACGAUUUCAGCUGCAAGCUGCCGUUGAUCCAGAUGGUGACCAGUACUCGGUUCAGCAAUAUAAACUCAGUCAUAAUGACCAUUUUCGUUUGGAGGUUAAAGAUCGAGGAAGGGAAGGUAAAAUUCCUGUUGUAAAUCUACUAAAGCCCCUAGAUAGAGAAGCUAUGAAAACACAUACAUUACUGCUCACAGCCAUUGAUGGAGGAAAACCUCCCAGGUCUGGGACUGUGGAAAUAGUUAUUGAUGUUUUAGAUGUAAAUGAUAAUAUGCCCGUUUUUGUCAAAGAGUUAUACUCAGUGACAUUGAAUGAAAAUUCUCCAAUAGGCACGACAGUCGUGCAAGUAAAUGCCACGGAUUUAGACGAGGGUUCGAAUGCCGAGGUCCUUUACUUUUUCGGUAAAAUGGUAAAAAACAAGAUACGUAAACUUUUCGAUGUAAAUACGAAUACGGGUGAGAUAGUUGUGAAAGAAGUUGUCGAUUUCGAGCUACAAGACAGCUAUGAGAUUGACAUAAUGGCAUCUGAUAAAGGAUCUGCCCCUCUGACAACUGACAAAAGCAUAACAGUAAAGAUUAUUGACCUCAACGAUAAUGCACCUGAGAUCGAGGUGACGUCUUUUUCGAACGCAAUCCCUGAGGAUUCUAGACCAGGUACCACUGUAGCACUGAUCAGUGUUAAUGAUUUAGACUCUGGUCUUAAUGGCAAAGUGAUCUGCUCUUUAGUUGAGGACAUACCAUUUACAUUAAUGCCGUCUUUACAGGACAACAUGUAUUCUGUAGUCACCAAGUCAUCACUGGAUCGAGAGAAAUUAUCACAAUAUGAUCUAACAAUAGCUGCUAAAGACGCAGGCCAGCCGCCCCUGUCAUCUGUAAAGACUAUAAGCGUAGUUAUAUCAGAUGUGAAUGAUAACAGUCCAGAGUUUACAUUAAGCUCCUAUACUUUAUAUAUCACUGAGAAUAACGACCCAGGUGCCUCAGUAUUUUACGUAAGUGCUUCAGAUCGUGACAUAGAUGAAAACGCUCUUAUUUCAUAUUAUAUUCUUAGAGACGGUGGUGACGAGAACAAAUGGGCAUCUUUCCUCAACAUAAAUUCAGAAAAUGGAAACAUUUUGGCGCUAAAAAGCUUUGACUUUGAAACUUUAAAAACAUUCAAAUUCCAAGUUGUAGCUACAGACUCUGGAACUCCG
Salvelinus sp. IW2-2015 is the source of this 1359-nucleotide messenger RNA. The record is from RefSeq and is a predicted model, not a curated record. Lineage: Eukaryota; Metazoa; Chordata; Actinopteri; Salmoniformes; Salmonidae.